AUGGCGAGUGGGCACUCCUUACGGGCGCAGCUUCGUGCGCUACAAGGUGUUCCGGAGGUAUAUCGAAACCAGAGUUUCCUCUGCCAGCCUGAGACCGAGGACGCGGACGUUGUCACUGCGAGGCUAGAGGCUGCGGAGGAGAGUGAGAGAGAGCAACAAAGGAAGUAUCGUGCUGUGUUUAUCCCUGUUGAUCCACAACUGGAGAAGGAAAUCAACUGCGAAAUCCUCAAUACGGACAUUCGCAAUUAUCCCUGGAAAGAAACGCCAUUCGGGGAUGUAUACUACUCCCCCCGGUACAGUGAUGAAAGGUAUACAUACCGUCAUGUGAUCCUGUCAAGGGGCGUCCGCAAGGAAGCGGAGAAACUCGCAUCGACGAUGCCAGAUGGCUUACUAACGGAAGAUAUGUUCAUCCACUGCCUUGGUAUUGCGUUGUCGCCCGGCUGGACGCACUUUAUGUGUUUCAACCGGAAGUUGAAGGAGCUGAUUCUUCGGAGACCUAGAGAGGACGAUAACCCCAAAACCGCCCACGGAGCAUCGAAAGUAGAUGGAGCACCCGGAGAAGGCGAUGAGGUAAGCAUUCAGCUACGUUUUAAGAUGUCAUACCUGCGUCUCAUCUUUCCGCACUCCGUGGAUGUUGACAGCGACGACGAACCACCGCCGGAAGCAAACCCGCGGCGCACGGAUGGAGGAAAGUCAAGGGGGAGAGGAGAGUGUCGAACGACCGAUGAAAAAUGUGACUCAUCAUGUUCUGAUGAGAACAUCGCUACGGCGCAGUCUCGGAACGGCGCAGCGGAAAUGCCAUCGGCUGAUCCUGUCUGUGGCAGAGAGCGGCGAGAGAAAAGUCUCCGCGCAGAAACGCGGGUGUCACGGGAAUCGUUCAAGAAAAGUGACCACGGAACAGUAGCGACGGCAGGAGAAACAGGCGAUACUCUGCCGUUGUCUCGACGGCCGCAUGCGCGGAAUAUGAGUGCUAAAAGCUCAACAGAUCUGGGUCGCACAUCAGCAGCUGUCGCAGCUGUUCCUGGAAUUCGUCAGCUCCCUUUCAGGCAAGCAGAUCGUGUGUCUGUCAAUGCGCCUUCGUGUUCCGAGGCACAGAGCAGAAGAGAUGAUAAUCUCCAACAUCCUCCAACCACAAGUGAUGAUGGCGACCAUAAGGUUUCAGUUCGGCCACCGGAGGGUCCUUCGUCGGCGCAAGAUGUCACUGCACAAAAGGAGGCUCUGAAGAGAAGCAGACCAGACAGUGACCGGCCUCAGCAAAAACGCUGUCGAGAUACGCAGCCACUGCAGCGGCUGAGGCAGGAAGAACCCAAGUCGAAGCUUCGUUGUGCAACAGAUGGUGCUCGUCCAUAG
Neospora caninum is the source of this 1350-nucleotide messenger RNA. RefSeq lists its product as hypothetical. Lineage: Eukaryota; Apicomplexa; Conoidasida; Eucoccidiorida; Sarcocystidae. Bases 1 to 1350 code for a protein of 449 amino acids. The transcript is spliced from 4 exons. The record is from RefSeq and is a predicted model, not a curated record. Gene Ontology annotation, molecular function: cyclin-dependent protein serine/threonine kinase regulator activity.